AUGUCGGCCGUCACGCCCGUCAACCCCCGCCCAUUCCUCCAGGACCUCACCGGCAAGACGGUCACCGUGCGGUUGAAGUGGGGCUUGGAGUACCGCGGCUUCCUUGUGUCCACCGACGGUUACAUGAACCUUCAGUUGACAAGCGCCGAGGAGAUUGAGAACGGCAAGAGCAACGGCCAGCUCGGCGAGGUCUUCAUCCGUUGCAACAACGUGCUGUACAUCCGUGAAGCAAAGGAUUAA
Molecule: messenger RNA, 240 nt
Organism: Apiotrichum porosum
Lineage: Eukaryota; Fungi; Basidiomycota; Tremellomycetes; Trichosporonales; Trichosporonaceae
Exons: 4
Coding region: 1-240 (79 amino acids)
Biological process (GO): spliceosomal snRNP assembly; mRNA splicing, via spliceosome
Cellular component (GO): catalytic step 2 spliceosome; U1 snRNP
Molecular function (GO): RNA binding
Source: RefSeq, a predicted model, not a curated record